GUCCCCACAAUGUAAUAUAUACAUGACCACACACAGACACACACACACACACACACUGUAAUAAUGUAAAAAUGACAAAACAUUAAUGUUGACCUUUCUUUUGACCCCCUUCCCCAGAGUAUCAAACACGGAAGAAGCUGUACCCUUGUAUUUAGACCAUGAACACUCUGUGUCUUUAAGAACAGCCAUCAGCUCAUUGGCCCUCUGACAGGGACUGAUGUGGCCUUCAUCUGCUCGCUCGCUCGCGCUCUCUCUCGCUCUCUCUCUCUCUCAUCGUCUUAGGGGGGAUUACGGAGCUUGAGUAAAACCAUGCCUUGUUCUGUCAGCUCUGCCACAUUUUUGUAGACCCGCAGUAUUAACCGCAGUCAUGGUCUCUCUCUCAGGACCUCCCCCCCCCCCACUUCCUAAAAACCGCUUUCCAUCUUAUCAGCCUCAGCAGUUUUUGCAAGAUGAAGACUAAGCAGUCUUUUCGCUUAGCGAUCUGACUCGGCCAAUUAAUAUUUUAAUAUGAAGGCCUUCUGUGUUUGGACGUGUCCUAAUUACUCUGGGUCCUCGGGUACAGGAGCUGAGUAUAGUUUAGGAUAUGUUACACUAUAUGAACAAAAGUAUUGGGACACCCAUAGUAAUUACAGGAAUUGGCUACAUAAGCCACACCCAUUGCUGAGAUACAGGUGUGUAAUUUUGAACACAGCCAUGCAAUCUGCAAUAUCAAACACCGGCAGCAGAACGGGGGGGGUCAUACAGAAGAGGCCAGUCAGCCCAGCACCACCAUUGGACACCACUGGACACCUUUCCAGCAAGUCGGUUCUCCCCGUUUCUGUCCUGCUAGAGCUGCCCUGGUCAACUGCAAGUGAAGUGAUUGUGACGUGGGAACAUCUGGGAUGAAGUUCAGCUGCGAGGUGACGGCCACACAAGCUCACACACGGGGACCUUCUCCCACCAGCAAUGUUCUACCAUCUUCUGGAAAGCCUUCCCGGAAUAGUACGGCCUAUUGUAGCAGCUAAGGGUUAGCAACCUUCAUAUUAAUACCCUUUGAUUCCGAGUGGGAUGUCGGACAGGCUGGUGUCCCAGUACUUUUGUCCGCGUAGCGUAUGUGCUGCCUACCUCAAACCCCAGAGAGGGUCAAGGAAGCACCAGGGCUCAUGCACACCCAUGGGAGGGAUGCAAAAAGCUCAACAUUUAAGGUGGAAUUGCUGUUUGUGCUUCGGCAGAGAGUGAGCAGUGACCAUCCGAGCAUCCAUGCCUCUGGGCUCAGCCAGUGCUCGGUCUAGGUCCCUUUCGCUGACUGUGAGUCAGACAGGUCUGGUUUGGAAGGCGUGUGAUGUGUCAGGCUAAAGAGAACUCGACAGGAUACACAAAUCUCAAGUUUAACCCCGGAGAGUGAUGUAAUUCACCCAUAGUGCUGUGUUCCGGAAGGCGAUUUGUUUUCCGGAACUCUGAGCCACCUGUCUGGUGAGUCAGACUGUCCAAGCUCAUUUAACGCUGGCAUCACAACAGAUCCGAUUAGAUUUUUGAGCCCGGAUCGCAUCGUCUGCCUCAUAGAGUUUCACAUUCCGGAGGUGGCUGCUCUCUGCACCUGUGCUCUCUCAGACACCAAGGGGGUGUCAGCGGCCGUGCCAGACUCAUUACUGAAAGGAGGACGCCCUGAACGAUGACCGAGGAGGUGGUGGUGGUGGCCAAGUGGGACUACGCCGCCCAGCAGGACCAGGAGCUUGACAUCCGCAAGAACGAACGUCUCUGGCUGCUGGACGACUCCAAGACAUGGUGGAGGGUCCGCAACGCCGGCAACCGGACCGGCUACGUCCCGUCCAACUACGUGGAGCGCAAGAACAGCCCGAAAAAGAGCUCACUGGUCAGGAACCUGAGGGACACGUUGGGCCUUGGAAAGGCGAAGCGGAAGGCGAACUCCUCGCCGACGCCCAGCGCGGAGGAGGCACCGUCCGGCCGCGAGCGUGCCCACGAGCUGAGCGUCCCGGCGCUGGUGAAGUUCACGUAUGCGGCGGAGCGUGAGGACGAGCUCAAUCUGUCGAAGGGCGCCCGCGUGCUGGUGACGGAGAAGUGCAGCGACGGCUGGUGGCGGGGCAGCAGUGGGGGACGAACGGGCUGGUUCCCCUCCAACUACGUGUCGGAGGAGGGCGGGGAGGCGUCAGGGGCAUCGCCAAAGCGUGCCCCGCCCACUACUGACUCCCCCUCCCGGGCGCUCCACAAAGUGCGGACGCUCUACCCCUUCAGCUCGGCCACGGAGGAGGAGCUUGACUUUGACAAAGGCGAGAUCAUGGAGGUGGUGGAGAGGCCCGAGAACGACCCGGAAUGGUGGCGCUGCCGCAACGCCCGUGGCCAGCUUGGCCUCGUGCCCAAGAACUACGUGGUGGUGGUGAGCGAGGGGUCCUGGAACGGGGCCCCCCCACACGCCUCGGGGCCUGCCCUCUCUGGCAGGUUUGCUGGCAAGGACUGGUACUAUGGAAAGGUGACCCGGCAGCAAGCUGAGCGCGCCCUUGACGAGAGGGGGGCGGAGGGAGACUUUCUGGUGAGGGACAGCGAGUCGUCGCCCAGCGAUUUCUCCAUCUCCCUGAAGGCCGUGGGGAGGAACAAGCACUUCAAAGUCCGGCUGUCGGAGGGCUCCUUCUGCAUCGGGCAGCGGCGCUUCUGUUCCAUAGACGAGCUGCUGGAGCACUACAAAAAGGCGGCCAUCUUUACGGGGGAGUCCGGCGACCGGCUCUACCUCAUCCAUCCGCUGCUGUGACACGUCACCACGGGACCCGGCAACCUCAGCCGAGCUCUUUGCAAAGCGACAGACGGAGACUGCCGGACCCCCGCUCUGUUUUGGGGGUGUGAGGGCAUCUGAGUGGGAUUUACCACGGGUUGCCAGCGUGGCCAGAGAGUGCAGGCUCACUAGUGGCUGUCUAGUUUUCUGACUGAUACAAACAUGAUGGUGCAGAUGGAUGGUUGAAUGAGAGGCAAGGAACGGCGAUCAGUCCUGUUCACUUUUCACUGUGUGUGUAGCUGUGACAGUGUUUUAAUCAUCUGACUUCUGCUACUUUUUAAGUAUCACCUGUUGAUGUUCCAGAACUUCGAUUGAACUCUGGUUACUGCUAUAUGUGCAGCUAUAAAGCUCCUAAAGUGUGUAUGUGAAGCAUGUGGACCGGAGCGCCACAGCCGUGGACACGUGUCAGGAAGGGAGAUCGUUCUGUUCGAUUAAAGGAUUCGCUUAUUAAUGGAGGAAGGUGUGAAUAUCCUUGCUGUCGUGUUUCAGUAAGAGGGAUCGUUUCAGGUGAUAUGUCGAGUUAUCUUUGUAUGUAACGAGGCAGCGGCCCUGGCUCACGGUGAUGCAGUUAAUGAAUGAGGACACAGAAUGGAUCACCGUCCCUGGGUAGUUUCCUUUUAAUAGCGUAAACACAGUGGAUGGAACGAAUGAAUCAAAUGGGUUUGAAGAAGGUUCCCCUCGUGUUUCCCUCAACAGGUGGCGCUCUCACUACAGGAAAACCAAACAAAGCUGAGUCCACAAUCCAACCGAAAGCUAAUCAAUAAACAGCCCCUGGGCUGGAUCCAGCUGCCCAUUUGUUUUUCCACUGACCUUUUGAUUGGUUCUGGACAUGUAAUUAAAUAAUAAUAAUAAUAAAAAAUUCUGCAUUAUAA
Molecule: messenger RNA, 3636 nt
Organism: Paramormyrops kingsleyae
Lineage: Eukaryota; Metazoa; Chordata; Actinopteri; Osteoglossiformes; Mormyridae
Product: cytoplasmic protein NCK2-like
Biological process (GO): negative regulation of PERK-mediated unfolded protein response; cell migration; negative regulation of endoplasmic reticulum stress-induced eIF2 alpha phosphorylation
Cellular component (GO): cytoplasm
Molecular function (GO): signaling adaptor activity; receptor tyrosine kinase binding
Source: RefSeq, a predicted model, not a curated record